This is a messenger RNA of Cylindrotheca closterium, 528 nucleotides long. The record is from the annotation of a GenBank genome assembly. Lineage: Eukaryota; Bacillariophyta; Bacillariophyceae; Bacillariales; Bacillariaceae.
AUGACCGCAGCCUCUACUUGGACAAAUAUGCCUACUGCCUCCACGAUGAUGGCAGUUCGAUCCUUUCAUUCCACAGAUCCAGUAUGGAUGCCAGUUCGACGUCGCAGACGUGCUCGGCAGACAGAGAACGAAGAAAAAUCGGAGGGUCAACCAGCAGAGAAUCCGCUGAAGCAUGUGCCGAUGACAGAUACUUUGGCCUUCUGUCACGAAGCAAGUGCGUUGCUGACAAAGCUUCAGAAGGCUUUGGAACCGAUGAAGGCACAAAAUGAUACAUUCAUCGUGACACGGGUGGAUGGUGAUAUAGGAGAGAUCAUGACGAUUGACUUGGGCCCGAAAGAUGGAUCUUAUCGUAUUGAGAUUAGCGAAAUGGAACACAUGUUCGAAUAUACAAGUCCCAUUAGCGGGAAGGUUUUGUAUGUCCUAAGUGACGAAACGAAGGAAUGGGUUGGAAUCGAAGAUGGCCACUCCUUUGAAGGCUUGCUUGUUCGAGAUUUAAUUCGCCAGUGCCGCGGUCUGCCUGAUUUGUAG